AUGACGGCCAUGAAAGGCUCGCCGAUCGACGCGCUGAUUCAAAACUGCCUGCUGCAGGAGCGGUCCGGCGAGAAGACGUUCCAGUACAACGCCAAGGACCAGUCGGCUUAUACGUUAAAGUGGUCCUUCCAUAACGAGUUAGGUUUGGUGUUUGUCGCGGUGUAUCAGCGUAUGUUGCAGUUGCUUUAUGUGGAUGAUCUGUUGACAGCUGUUAGGGAUGAGUUUGCGGAUGGACACUACGAUCCGAAGAAAACGUCCUAUCCGGAUUUUGACGACGUUUUUAAACAGCUGCUUCGCGAAUCUGAACAGCAUGCGAACGAGUUGAAGCGGCCGAAGCAGGUUACCAAUUUCGGGGAGACGAAAAAGGGUAAAGGCAUGAAUAAGGCGACGGGAGCGGGGAAAGGGAAAGGAACAGGAGCCAAUCAGAGAAAGGGGGGCGUGGCGAAAGAUGGCGGAGACAGUGGGAGCGACGAUACUGGCGAUGAGGACGGAGCGGCUAACAGCGAGGCCGAGCAGCCGGCUAGCCGUCCCAGCAGCAGCUCGCCCGUCUCCUCCGCCGGCGCGUUUGACGUCUCGAAGCUCCGUAACCGCGCCAACCGCAGCAAGCAAGCUGCGGCGAAAAAAACCGGUAACGGGCUUUUCGAUUUCCCGCUUAAUCCCUCAAAAGGCGGCGGGAAAUCCGACGGAAAAGCCGACGGAAGCGCGUCGGAAAGCGAGUCGAAGAAACCGAAGAAGCAGAUGCGGAAGUGGGAUAACGACGGGCCGGCUCUGGAGCGGCAGGACUUCUCGGAAGCUUCGGAUCACGACACUGACGUGGAGGUUGUCGACGUGGCAAAGCGUAGUGGGCAAGGCGUCCCAGUAGCUGCGCACAUUUCUUACAUCCAAAUCACCCCACACCUUCCCUUAUUCGCCCUCUCCUCCACUCUUUCCCCUCCCCCACCUCCCAUCCCCCCCCCCCCCCCACUUCCCCCCUUCAUCACCUAUCCCACCCUUCUCCCACCCUUCCCCCUUUCCCUCCCUCUCCUGCAUCUCCCCCACCCUCCCGCCGCUUCUCAAAGCGUGGUGGGCAAGGCCUCGCUGGAGCUGGCGGACAUAGAGCCGUCGCUCAAGGUGCUCAAGGAUCGCCUCAUGACCAAGAACGUGGCGGAGGAGAUAGCGGAGAAGCUGUGCCGCUCAGUGGCGUCGAGCCUGGUGGGCAGCAAGCACGCGUCCUUCACGCGCAUCUCCUCCACCGUGCAGGCGGCCAUGGAGGACGCCCUCACGCGCAUCCUCACGCCCAAGCGCUCCAUUGACAUUCUCAGGGACGUGCAGGCUGCCAAGGAGGCAAACCGCCCCUACGUGGUGGUGUUUGUGGGGGUGAACGGGGUGGGCAAGUCCACCAACCUGGCCAAGGUGGCCUACUGGCUGUCACAGCACGACAUCAAGGUGAUGGUGGCGGCGUGUGACACCUUCCGAGCGGGAGCUGUGGAGCAGCUGAGGACUCACGCCAGGAGGCUGCAGAUCCCGCUGUUUGAGCGGGGGUACGAGAAGGACCCGGCGGCGGUGGCAAAGGAGGCGAUCAGGGAGGCGACGCGCACCAAGAUGGAUGCAGUGCUGGUGGACACAGCCGGGCGCAUGCAGGACAACGAGCCGCUCAUGCGAGCGCUCUCCAAACUGAUUAACAUCAACGAACCUGACCUGGUUCUGUUUGUGGGGGAGGCACUGGUGGGCAACGAUGCAGUGGAUCAGCUGACCAAGUUCAACCAGCGCUUGGCUGACCUCUCCUCUGCUCCCACUCCCCACGCCAUUGACGGCAUUUUACUCACCAAGUUUGACACUAUAGAUGAUAAGGUUGGUGCUGCCCUGUCCAUGGUGUAUGUAUCAGGGGCGCCCAUCAUUUUUGUCGGCUGUGGUCAGACAUACACUGACCUGCGCCGCCUAAAUGUGAAGCACAUUAUCCGUGCGCUGCUGCAGUAG
Messenger RNA from Closterium sp. Naga37s-1, 1956 nucleotides. The record is from the annotation of a GenBank genome assembly. NCBI's taxonomy places the organism in Eukaryota, Viridiplantae, Streptophyta, Zygnematophyceae, Desmidiales, Closteriaceae.